Messenger RNA from Caenorhabditis angaria, 1359 nucleotides. NCBI's taxonomy places the organism in Eukaryota, Metazoa, Nematoda, Chromadorea, Rhabditida, Rhabditidae. The record is from the annotation of a GenBank genome assembly.
AUGCUACGAAAACUUUGCUCAAACUCGGUAAAACUUGGGCGUUGUCGAUGGAUGAGCAAUGCUGGCGGAGAUGGAGAAAAUGUGAGUUUUCAACUGUUUCAAACUUGAAUCCAACAUUUUUUCUACUUUUCAGAAAGGUCCGAAAGUGAAAGAUGUUUUGGAUGAUGAAUUAUUGACUGCAAUUGACAAUGUCGCUAGUGAUAUUCAUCCGAAGAAUACAGAAAAUAAGAAAAGUUUGAAGAACACUUUGAUCAAUCGACUUGUUGCAAAUGAGAAAUCGUCGUUUGAUGCUGCUUCAGCUUCAGCUUCCAGUGAAAUGCUCGACGAUCAAGCUUUGAUUGGACUUCUUUCUGAUGUUGCCGGUGAUGCAAAACAAGAUCAAAGAAAAGUUCCACCAAAAGCAGCGCAACUUCGACAAGAACGAAGAGGUUUAGUAUUGCUGAGAAAGGAGAUUUUUUAUCAAGCAAUGCAAUCUGGUUUUACUGCUGAAGAAGCUCGAAUCAAAUCCGAACAAAUUGUUAAUGAGGCUCAAGUUCAAUUAGUCGAACAGAGGAAGGCACUUCUUUCUGGAAUUCAAGAAAAAAGCGCGCAUGAACAAGCUGAAGAAUUGCAUCGAAAUGAAAAAGAGCAGAAACUUUUCGAAAUGGCUAUGGAUGUUUUAGAGUUAGUUUUUUCUCAGAAAAUUCUGGUUUCUUAUGUAAAAAAAAACUUUUUUCCAGAAAAAUCUACAAAGACGAUUUGAUCAAUAGCGAUGCAAGAAAAACCAUUCAAGUCGACAAAAAUGCUCCAAAACUUUUUGAGUCAAAAAACACUCUGGGAAUUUGGAAAACCCAGGAAGGUUUGAAGGAUUAUUCGAUCAAUUUUUGGACACAAUGGGACAAACGAGCCGCCUUGUAAGCUAUUUUUUCCGAUUUUUUUUUGAAAAUCAAUUUUUCAAUUCUAGGCUUGCAAAUGAAUCAUUUGGUCCAACAAAUUCAUUUGAAGAACAAAUUGAGUGGACGAAAAAAGGAAAACAAUGGGAAUAUCCAAUCGAUAAUGAAUUCCGAUUGGGAGAUGAGCAAAAUAUUUCAUUUAUCGAUCAUGUGUUUUUAGAGAGACAUUUGCCAUCUUUAGGAAUUCCAAAAACUGGACCAAUUGCUCAUUUUAUGCAUUUAGUAAGUGUUCAUCUUUUUUUUUAAAUAUCAAGUACAUUUUCCCCAUUUCCAGGUCUGCGUUGGUCUCUCAAAAAAUCCCUACAUGUCUGCAUCGAAAAAACGAGAACAUUUACAAUGGUUUGCCAAUUAUUUCAACGAGGAAAAACAAAAAUUGGUGCACAAACUUCACGAACAAGAACAAAUUGCUGCUCAAAAUGCGGCGUGA